Molecule: messenger RNA, 1151 nt
Organism: Prorocentrum cordatum
Lineage: Eukaryota; Dinophyceae; Prorocentrales; Prorocentraceae
Source: the annotation of a GenBank genome assembly
AUGGCCCGCGAUGGCCUCUCUAGGCCCUACGCAGACCCUGCUCUCAGGCGCUCUCCUCGUCUGUAUGCCUCGGUCCUAAAGCGGCUCCGAGAGGCCAGCCUGGUGGCGUGGGGGGUUGAAUGCAAAGUUUCGGUUGGGAUCUUCGCCGCGUAUAAGAAGUCAGGGAAGCUUCGAGUUAUUAUUGACAGUCGUAUCUCGAGUUGCUGGUUCGACGACUCCGAUGCCGUGCACUUGGCGAGUGGGUCCUCGUUCGCGUCCAUCCAGGCUGGCUCUCAGGAUCCUAUCUGCGUCGGCGGCGUCGAUGUGGCCAACGCUUUUUACAACGCUGCCCUGCCCAAGGGUCUCCAGGAGUUCUUCGGUCUUCCAAGGAUCCGUGCUGGACAGGUUGGAGUCUCGGAGGUGAAUGGGGCCCCGGUGGCCCCGAAUACCUACAUCGCCCCCCUCUUCACCGCGAUCCCUAUGGGUUGGAAGCUCUCUUUGUGGCCGAUGCAACGUGCCCUGGAGAUCCUCUCGAGGCGGGCCCCCGGCAUCGAGGAGGCGAAUGCCCUGUUCGACCGGCGCCCAGCCCCGCCCUUGACGCCGCUGAUCCACACAGAGUGCGUUGAUAAUUUUGUCGGUUUCAGUCAGUGCCAGCGGGCCGCCGGAGAUGCUGCCCGCGCAGUCUCCUCGGAGCUCACGCGAGCCCGUUUUCCCGCGCACCCGGUGGAGGGCACGAGGGGAGGGGCGACCUUGGGGUGGACUUUCUCGGAUGACUCGGCCGAGGUCGGGGUCAACCCGACUACUUGCUGGAAGCUUCGUCUCGGGUUUCAAGAGUUUGCCCGUCGAAAAUAUGCUUCAGGAAAGACUGUCGAGAUCCUCGUGUCCCACUUUACCACCCGGGCCCUGAUUAGGCGCGAGCUCUUGUGCGUGUUCAACGCCGCCUACUCGUUUAUAGAACAUGCUGGUGACUCCGCGGUGCCAUUCUGGCCCUCGGUGAAAAGAGAAUUCACGUGGGCCAGCCACCUCAUCGUCCUUGCCUCGCGUGACCUGUCUGCUCCAUGGGCUUCGGAGGUAUCAGUUGUGGACGCUUCUAGUUGGGGUAUGGGUGCGUGUGUCCAGGACCUGGACCACCGCGUCGUCGCGGACUUAGGCAAGCUCAACGAACGCUGGAG